UUCAUUCAUUUCGUUGUGUUCUAAUGAAAAGUGUAAACGCUGUCUUGUCAAAAUUCGGUUAAAAUUAAUAUAAAUUUUUCCACAUUUCGUACAAAAUACAGUUAACCUACAUUUCCAUUUCUAAUUAAUUAAUAAUAUAAUGGCUAUGCAACCGCACAGUAAAAAAAGAGUGUGCUAUUAUUACGAUAGUGAUAUCGGAAAUUAUUAUUAUGGCCAAGGACAUCCCAUGAAGCCUCACAGAAUACGUAUGACACAUAAUCUUCUUUUAAACUAUGGAUUAUAUAGAAAAAUGGAGAUAUAUAGGCCACAUAAAGCAACUGCUGAUGAAAUGACUAAAUUCCACUCGGAUGACUACAUACGUUUCCUUCGCUCCAUCAGACCAGACAACAUGUCAGAGUACAAUAAGCAGAUGCAAAGAUUUAAUGUUGGUGAAGAUUGUCCAGUGUUUGAUGGUCUAUAUGAGUUCUGUCAGCUCUCUGCGGGAGGGUCUGUUGCUGCCGCCGUCAAGUUGAAUAAACAGGCAUCUGAAAUUUGUAUCAAUUGGGGUGGAGGGCUGCAUCACGCGAAAAAAUCUGAAGCAUCUGGUUUUUGCUAUGUCAAUGAUAUUGUUCUCGGCAUUUUGGAGCUGCUCAAGUACCACCAGCGCGUACUUUACAUUGACAUAGACGUCCACCAUGGAGAUGGGGUGGAAGAAGCGUUCUACACUACUGACAGAGUCAUGACGGUGUCCUUCCACAAGUAUGGAGAAUAUUUUCCAGGCACUGGGGAUCUACGUGAUAUCGGAGCUGGUAAGGGCAAGUACUAUGCAGUGAAUAUCCCACUUCGGGACGGAAUGGACGACGAAUCGUACGAGUCUAUUUUCGUUCCCAUUAUUUCCAAAGUCAUGGAGACCUUCCAACCCAGUGCAGUAGUAUUGCAGUGUGGAGCCGAUUCUCUUACUGGUGACAGAUUGGGAUGCUUCAACCUAACAGUGCGCGGCCAUGGCAGAUGCGUUGAGCUUGUGAAGAGAUUUGGUCUUCCAUUCUUACUUGUGGGCGGAGGAGGUUAUACAAUCCGUAACGUAUCACGUUGUUGGACAUACGAGACUUCGGUGGCGUUGGGCGUUGAGAUAGCAAACGAGUUGCCAUACAACGAUUACUUUGAAUACUUUGGACCGGACUUCAAGUUACACAUCUCGCCCAGCAAUAUGUCCAAUCAAAACACAACUGAAUAUCUCGACAAAAUCAAGAAUAGACUGUUUGAGAAUCUCCGUAUGUUACCGCAUGCGCCUGGAGUUCAGGUGCAAGCAAUCCCAGAAGACGCCGUCAACGACGAAUCAGAUGACGAAGAUAAAAUUGAUAAAGAUGAACGUCUGCCACAGAGUGAAAAGGACAAGCGAAUAACAGGAGAUGGAGAAUUAUCAGAUUCUGAAGAUGAAGGUGAAGGUGGAAGAAGAGACAACCGGUCUUAUCGCGUACCUCAGAGGAAGAGACCGCGACUCGACAAAGAUAACGCUAAGGAUGAUAUCAAAACGGAAGACAACAAAGAUGACGUCAAAAACAUAAAUAUGGAAGAACCAAAGAAAGAGUUGCCGCCCAACGCUUGAUUAGUACGUACAUAAAUAUUGAGAGAUUGUUUUAGCUACCAAUAGCUGAAUGAAUACGUGUGUAUUGGAUGAUAUUAUGUUUUGUAAGACCUCUGAACCAGUUACAUUUAAGUGUCUUUGUCAAUAUGUGUAUUAUUUAUUCUGAUAUAAAUAGUUGCUUAAACGCGUAAAUUUUUUUAUAAAACAUUUCCGACCAUAUGUACGUAUAAUGUUGGUAAAACGCGUUUAAAUCCGACAAAAUUAGCAGGAUAAAUUGUAUAUAUUUUCAUAUUUCUAUUUGUUUAAGUGUUCGUUAUAAAUAUGAAUUUUGUCAUAUGACGUUGUAUGGAAGUAAAAUAGAUAGUAGAUUUUGUAGUUGUUUUUUUAUCCGGUGACAAAAAAAUGAAUUAACUCUAUAUCGCAUUUAAUAAAUUUAUUUUAUUUUUAAAUCAAUAUUAUUUACCGUCAAAGUUAGGGUCCGUUCAAGUAUUACGUAAGCAGAUUUACUAUUAUCCUCCCUUCCUCUUGUCAGCAAAAGACAGUAAAGCUCUCAAAAAUACAUAAACGUAUUAAAUGUAGACGUCCUCGAAAGAGAAUUUCGUUUUCAAGCAUAAAGGUAAUAUGUGUAACAAAGUAAAUAAUUACUGUUGACGUAAUCACCAAAUAAGAUAAUAGUAGACACACACACAUCCACACACUCACAUCCAUACACACACAUCCAUACACACACAUCCAUACACACACACAUCCACACACUCACAUCUACACACACCCACACCCCUGUACUGCUUACGUAGACUUGAAGGACCCCUUAGCAACAAAGUAUGAUUUUUGUUUGUCAAGUAAUAUUAGUUGUGUAGAGUAUACCAAGGGUCAGAUUUAGAGUCGAGACUUGCUAAAUAUGAGUCCCGUAUGUCAAAGUAGAAAA
Molecule: messenger RNA, 2492 nt
Organism: Pieris rapae (cabbage white)
Lineage: Eukaryota; Metazoa; Arthropoda; Insecta; Lepidoptera; Pieridae
Gene: HDAC1
Product: histone deacetylase HDAC1
Exons: 11
Coding region: 140-1585 (481 amino acids)
Molecular function (GO): histone deacetylase activity
Source: RefSeq, a predicted model, not a curated record